AAUCAACUUCAAGUCAAUGUCUCAAGCCAACAUUAACUUACAAUUGUGUGGACGUAACAUAAUGUCUCUAACCAAUGUCAAUUUACAGUGUACUUUUGUUCAUAAGAUUAUAUGGAAGUUUUUGUUUGUUGAUGAAAAGUGUUUGUUCAUCAAAUCAAAUCAAAUCAAAUAAAGACCGCUCAGAUUUAUAGUGAGGUUGUUGUAUAAAAUAAAUAUCACAUUUGUAACUGUGGACAGCCUCACCUUUCAGGUAAUGAUUCUGGAGGCAGCAUUUAUGCACAAAGGAAAUUCACAAAAAGGAUUGCAGACCGAAUUCUGAUCGGGCAUAAAGGUUAGGUCAUCUAAAACAAAACAGAGGUUGUUUUAGUGAUAAGUGAAUAUUACAUUAUUCAUUUUUUCACUAGCAAUGACAUCAAAAGUGACAAACAAAUGGUCAUAAAUGACCAUUGUCAUUUUCAAUGGUCAUAGCUGACAACAGCUAUCAGGAAUGAAAUACAUACAUGAAUUUCCAGCUGUGUUGUUGUCAAUGGAUUGGCACUUGGCAGUUUUGACAGUAAGAAGGGUUUUUUAUUUUGUUUUGUUUUUUUGUUUUUUUUUGUCUGACACUAUACCCUACAAUGUGUUUGUAAUCUUGUGUUAUGACUUUAUUUUGACCCAUAAUGUUUAUUAUUAAUUAAUAUCCAAUCUUGUUUACAAUAUAAUGCAAUUCAAACACUUCGCCCAAACCUGUUAAGACAAGAUGAUCAAAACAGUUAUUAUUGAUAAGUCGAUUCUGGGCUGGAAACAUUAUAACAACAUAAACUUGUUGAUAUAUGUGUUGGAAAGUAAAGUAAGUGCAUGAAGACAAUGCAAACAUUACUACUGUUUAUUGUACAGUACAGUCUUGUAAUUAAUGUUUUAUGCAAUGUAUAACUAAUUCCUUUGCUCUUUAAUUUGGUCUGUUCUUUAUAUUAUUAUUAUUAUUAUUUUUUAAAUAAAAUAGCUAAUCAGAUUGAUUGCUGCUUUUUACUUGGAAUUUAUAUAUAUAUAUAUAUAUAUAAAAGUACAUUUUAGUUAAAAAUGUAAAAUUAGAAAUAAUUUAAUAUCGAUCUUAUCCAUCAAUGAUGAUGGUUCAACUUUGCAGUGUAUGGAUUUUGUGGAUAGCCACAUAUUCAAAUUGAAUUUAAUGAAUUGUUAUCAUCUCAUAUAUGUAGUUUUUUUUUUUUUUUUUUUUUAAAUUGUAAACCCCCAUGACCCCAUGCCCAAGCCAUCACGUAAACGCGGUGAUACCGCGCUAUUGCGCCAUUUUGCGACUCUUGGCGGUCUUUUUGGGGGGGGACUCAAUUUAUCAGGAGGCCUGCAGUGCACUUAGCCAGCAUCAACUGUGAAGCCGUAUCGUUGUGAGAACAUUUUGCAUGUCUUAUCUUAAACGUUGGAGAAAAAUUCGCUCAGAAGCUGCUAAAAUUGCACUGGAAUGUACUAGCGAAGAUGAUAGCCAUGACAAUUUGGAUAAUCCAAAUGAGUGUGAUGAAAAUGGUGGUGAAAAUUUAGCAGCAGAGGAAAACAGUACUUCACAGGAAUCAGAUGAACUUGGUGAUACAGAUUCAGAUUUUGGAUACAAAGAUUAUGUGUCAACUGAUUCUGAACAAGGUGUAGAAUCUGCAAAAGAGGAUGAAGUAACCUUUCAAGAAAAGCUUGCUUCCUGGGCUACAAGAAGUAAAUGUGGAAGAAGCCAAAUUAAUGAAUUGCUUGGUAUUUUGAAGGACGAAGGUUUAGAAGUACCGAAGGAUUCUAGGACAUUAUUGAAAACACCUCGUCAAAUCCAGAUAGAAGACAGGUGUGGUGGACAGUAUGCCUACUUUGGCAUUGAAUGCUCUGUUGUGAAAAUUCUUGAUCGGAACAUCAAGUAUUUAGAAAGUUCAAACUCUGUGGACCUGUUAGUGAACAUAGAUGGAAUUCCUCUUUUCAAGUCAUCUAAUUCCCAGUUAUGGCCAAUCAUCUGUCGUUUCAGUGACUUUGAACCAUUUAUAGUUGCCAUUUUUUGUGGUGAACAUAAACCUAACUCUGUUGAUGAUUAUCUUCAAGACUUUUUAGCUGAAUACAAAGAACUACAGAGAAAGCCUAUCACUCUGAAUGGCCAAGAAAUCCAUGUGUGCAUCAAAGCCUUUGUUUGUGAUGCUCCAGCUCGAGCAUUCUUAAAAUGUAUAAAAGGACACACUGGAUAUGAUUGUUGUGAAAGAUGCACAAUUAAGGGAGAGUAUAAGAACAAAAGAGUCGUGCUCCUGGGAGACUACCCAUUAAGAACCGAUAGAGAUUUCUCUAAUGGACUUUAUGUUAAUCAUCAUGUUGGAGUAUCCCUUUUACUUAAUGUGGGAAUAAGAUGUGUAACAGGUUUUCCUCUUGAUUAUAUGCAUCUUGUAUGUCUUGGAGUCGUAAGAAGACUGCUGUGCUUCUUAAGAAAAGGACCACCUGAAUGUAGACUGUCACAUAGAAAAGUGGGAGAGAUUUCAACUCUUCUUGUGUCUUUAUCUGGAAAGCUACCUAGUGAAUUUGCUCGCCAACCAAGACCCUUAACAGAUUUAGAUCGGUGGAAAGCCACAGAGCUGCGGCAAUUCCUUCUGUACACUGGACCUGUAGUUCUGAAAAAAGUGUUACACAAGGAUGUUUACGAACACUUUCUCUGCCUAACAGUAGCUGUUUCAAUCCUUUUGGACACCUGUGAGACGAAGCGUGCUGCUUACAUGGACUAUGCUAAACAACUUUUAGAUUAUUUUGUAGAAAAAUCUAAGCACAUUUACACACCACUUUUUUUUGGUGUAUAAUGUUCAUAACUUGAAACAUCUGUCAGAUGACUCUAGACAUUUCAUGUGUUCUCUCAAUGACAUAUCUGCAUUUCCUUUUGAAAAUCAUCUGCAAAUUCUGAAGAAACUAGUGAGAAAUGCCAAAAAUCCCAUCAGUCAAGUCGCAAAGAGACUUUGUGAACAAGAGAGGGCAGAAAGCCACAGAAACAAGGUGUCAAACAAAAGUUGGCAUUUUGUUUCGGAAAAGAAGAGAAAUGGAUGCUUCCUCUUGCACAAUGAAGACUUUGCCUUUGUUAAAGAAAAACGUGAUGAUGGCAAUUUGUUAUGUGAUGUCAUUUCCCAAAAAAACAUGGAAAGCUUUUUUACUGUGCCUUGUGACUCCAAGCUUAUUAACGUUGUAUAUAUUAGAAACAUGGAGAGAGUCCAGAAACGUCGCAGGCUUCUUGAUGUUGAUGAAAUUCACCGUAAAGUGGCUUGUCUACCCUUCAAAACAGGAUAUGUACUUAUGCCUUUAUUGCACAGCAUGGAGCGAAAAGACUAAAAAAGGUAUUUGUUUCAGGAUGGCUUGGGUAAGGGCAGUGUGGCAAGAGAAGACAAGGCAAGAGGAAGGGACGGUGCCGGACAGCUGGGUGGACCCAAAGAACAUGUUAUUGUACUGGCCAAAUGUUGCAAAUGCAACAAGAUAUUUGAAGGAACGACGGCCACCAUCUGAUAGUUGGAGAAAGUUUCCACUUGUGAAAGAGAAGAUGAG
Molecule: messenger RNA, 3531 nt
Organism: Cyprinus carpio (common carp)
Lineage: Eukaryota; Metazoa; Chordata; Actinopteri; Cypriniformes; Cyprinidae
Exons: 4
Coding region: 1395-2801 (468 amino acids)
Source: RefSeq, a predicted model, not a curated record